Pimephales promelas (fathead minnow) is the source of this 4178-nucleotide messenger RNA. The record is from RefSeq and is a predicted model, not a curated record. Lineage: Eukaryota; Metazoa; Chordata; Actinopteri; Cypriniformes; Leuciscidae.
CUCCAGUAUUUUCCCCCCUCUCGCGCUGGGCGCUGUGUGUGUGUUUUUUUCUCGAGCGCGUCGCGAGGAUAUGGAAGAUGGCGAGCGCGGAGACAGCGGCAGAGCACGAGCGAAUCCUGCGUGAGAUUGAAAGCACAGACACCAACUGCAUUGGACCAACGCUCCGGUCUGUUUAUGAUGGACAGGAACAUGGACUCUUCAUGGAGAAACUGGAGGGGCGGAUCCGCAACCACGACCGUGAAAUUGAGAAGAUGUGCAACCAUCACUUCCAGGGCUUUGUGGACUCCAUUACUGAGCUGCUCAAAGUGCGCGGGGAAGCCCAGAAACUCAAGGGUCAGGUGACUGAGACCAAUCAGAAGCUACAAAAUGACGGCAAGGGGCUCCUGACGUCAAUGGAUGAACUGAGACAAUGCCGUCUGCAGCAGAGGAAUAUCGCCACCACCAUUGACAAACUCACACACUGCUUACCAGUGUUGGAGAUGUACACCAAACUGCAGGAACAGAUGCGGACUAAAAGAUACUAUCCAGCUUUACGAACCCUGGAACAGUUGGAGGAGAGCUGUUUGCCUCAAGCGGGAUCAUAUCGUUUCUGCACCAUCAUGGCAGAGAAUAUCCCACGCCUGCGCACGCACAUCAGAGACGUCUCCAUGUCUGACCUCAAAGACUUCCUGGAGAGCAUCCGCAAGCAUUCGGAUAAGAUCGGAGAGACUGCCAUGAAACAGGCACAGGUCCAGAUCGCUCGUGACAAUGCCGUGACAUCACAGCAGCGGUCAGCGAGUGGACGAAGGAUACGGAAGGAAGCAUGCUCAGGCACAGAGGUCGACAGAACUGAAAGCAACCCCUUCUCGGAACAGGAUUCUGGAAUAUUGGAUGUGGAGUAUGAAGAGGAGAAUGAGAUUCCUGGUGCGCAGGACUUGGUGGACUUCUCUCCUGUUUAUCGCUGUUUACACAUCUACACUGUAUUGGGUGCCCGGGACACGUUUGAGAACUACUACAGGAAGCAGCGGCGGAAACAGGCCAGACUUGUGCUGCAGCCUCACUCUAACAUGCAUGAAACGUUAGAGGGAUACAGGCGCUACUUCAAUCAAAUUGUUGGUUUUUUUGUAGUGGAGGACCACAUCUUGCACACCACGCAGGGCCUGGUAAACAGGGCUUAUGUGGAAGAAUUGUGGGAGCUGGCUCUUUCCAAGACUAUUGCAGCCUUGCGUACUCAUUCAUCUUAUUGCACUGAUCCAGACCUGGUUUUAGAUCUGAAGAAUCUCAUAGUCCUGUUUGCAGACACUCUGCAGGGUUAUGGUUUUCCAGUAAACCAGUUGUUUGACAUGUUGCUGGAGAUGAGGGAUCAAUAUGGGGAGAUACUGCUGAAAAAGUGGAACCAGUCCUUCAGGCAAAUCUUAGAUCAGGACAACUACAGCCCCAUUCCCGUGGCGUCCCCUGACGAGUACCAGCGGAUCGCAGGCCAAUUCCCCUUCCAGGAUCCAGAGCUCGAGAAGAUGCCUUUUCCGAAGAAGCUGCCAUUUUCUGAAUUUGUGCCGAAAGUAUACUCCCAAAUCAAAGAAUUCAUCUACGCCUGCCUGAAAUACUCUGAGGACUUGCACCUUAGCUCAACAGAAAUUGACGACAUGAUCCGUAAAUCUACAAAUCUCCUGCUCACACGAACCCUUAGCCACUGCCUACAGUAUGCCAUAAAGAAGAAAAACGUAGGACUGGCAGAGUUGGUUCAGAUCAUCAUCAACACCACUCACCUGGAGCAGUCCUGUCACUACCUAGAAGGGUUCAUCUCCAACAUAACCAACGUGCCUCCUGACACCAUUAAUGCCACCAAACUCUAUGGAACCUCAACCUUCAAGGACGCAAGGCAUGCUGCUGAAGAGGAGAUCUACACCAACCUGAAUCAAAAGAUUGAUCAAUUUUUGCAGCUGGCUGAUUAUGAUUGGACGGCAGUACAGGGAGGUGGACAGGCCAGUGACUACCUGAGUGACCUCAUUGCUUUCCUCUGUAGCACCUUUGCAGUGUUUACUCACCUGCCCGGCAGUUCUAUAGAGCACGCCACACUACCGGGGAAGGUGGCUCAGACGGCAUGUAUGUCAGCCUGUAAACACCUCUCCACUUCCCUGCUGCAGCUGCUGUUGGAGGCUGAUGUCAGGCAAGUGUCUAUGGGAGCCCUGCAGCAGUUCAACGUGGACGUCAAAGAGUGUGAGAGGUUUGCCAGGGCCGGCCCGGUGCCUGGCUUCCAGGGGGACACUCUGCUGCUCGCCUUCAUCGACUUGAGACAAUUACUGGAUCUCUUCACUCAGUGGGACUGGUCCACGUAUCUGGCCGACUACGGCCGACCCACCUGCAAGUACCUGCGAGUCAAUCCUCACACGGCUCUGGCCCUCCUAGAGAAGAUUUCUCGAUCGAUGAAGGACACCAGCCGCAAGAACAACAUGUUCGCUCAGUUCCGUAAAAACGAACGGGACAAGCAGAAGCUUAUAGACACUGUUGUCAAACAGCUGAAAAAUCUCAUCGCCACCAACCAAGCCUGAGAAAGCCAACGCAUCAGCGUACGGCCCACGUCCUGAUGAUUUGCCACCAUCAGAGCGUCUAGACUACGCUUGCACAUCUCCAAUAGUUGGGUAUAUUGUUCUUUUAACACAGACACUUGGACUGACACAUACACAUCUCUGAGAGGUGCACCUGCUAAACCAACCCGUGCCUGUGUGAUAUGGUGUCCAUGUCUUCCUGUGUACUAACUGAACACAUUAAGGACACCAAAUCACAUUUUGUCCACGCGCUUUAUUAUCUUGUCACACUAACUUCCUGUCUCAAUAUUUGAAUUGCCUUUACAACAGAUCUAAAGUAUUAUUUAUCUUAUUUUUGAAUUUGACUGUGUGGAUAUUUCUUAAAUUGCUGCAAAGUUAAAGGAAAUUGAAACACUAACUAUGCUUGAAUAUUGCUGUCAUAAUUUGUCAAGGGAUAGUCCACCCAAAAAUGAAAUUUCUGUCAUUAUUAUGUUACAAACCUGUAUGAGUUACUUUCUUCUGUGGGACACAAAAGAUGAUACUUGUUUACCAACAAUCUUCAAAAUAUAUUCUGUUGUGUUUACAUACAUGAUGUUGAAUAAUUGAUGACGGAAAUUUCAUUUAGGGUGAACUAUCCCUUUAAUAUCUGUGAGAAGAUAAAUUAAUAUUCUCACAGAUGGGUCAAGGGUUCAUGUGAGUGCAGAUCAUAAUGAGGGAAUUUGUUUUUGGGCGUUCUCAAUACAGGGAAUCCAGUUACUGCCCUUGUUAAAUAUUUAAUGCAUAGUAAUUGUACACUAGACAAUACUCCAGCUUUAGUCUGUUACAGCCAAGAUGUAGAUUAUAUUUUAAUACCUUAAAGAAUGACGGUUGUGUGGCAGCUUUGGAAACAAUUAGUUUACUAUUGUCACAGAAAUGACCAGAUUAAGGUGUUUUUGAUUGGACUUCCAAUGUGCAGAAUAGAGGCUUAAGUUUCUUGUAUUCAUUGAUUGCAAAUAAAGCAUUCAAUGCGAGAACUGACUGAAGAUGUGUAAGGCCUGGAACCUACUAUAAUGUCUUCGAGAUAAAGACAUUACAAGAGCAGGCUAAUGUCAGAACAUUUAGACGGUCAUGAGUUUAUGUACAUUAAAACUAAUAUUAAAUGGCUCUUUGUAUUUAAACGGUGUCGUCUUGCCAUAGCUUUGAUAUUUUCCCUGAUAGGAAUGGGUGCAAUAUUAUAUCCUCUCUUCAAAUUGAAUUUAGGGAUUGUUUUUGUUUAACGGGAGUUUUCUUUUUCUUUCAUUUAAUUUUUUACUGGCACAAAAGAUGUACGUUUGAAGCCUGUCCCGUACAGUAGAUGCAAAAUGAUUAAACUAUAAAGGGAAUUCUUCAGUUUUAGGGACAGAACAAGCGCCAUUAGCAGUUUUCUGGAUUCAGCUCUUCUUGUCUGUGCCUUGACUUUGUUUUUUUACAUGCCAAUAUUUGAUUCAUGUGUUUUCCGCACAGCACCUGGCCUUAGAUGUGUGACCAGGGAAUGGAUGUGCAUUGGUGUAUGAGAGCGAGCGUGCAUGAGAACAUUCAGCCUUUGCAGACAGCUCUGAUUGUAGAGAACACAUAGAGAGAGAUGCACUGUACAGAUUAUAUUAAACCACUAAUGAAUACUACAAUACUAAUAAAUUCUGCAAAUGCCAACAAAUA